UCCUCAGCGCUAGUCGAAGAAAGACGCGAUCUUACAUUUCUUCUAAUCGGUAUACGCUACGUCUCCAUCUCUUUCCAUCCACCUUGCCUCUCCUGUAUACUUACUACCUACUCAUCAGCACCAACCCACCACCACGAUGAUAUCCUCCUACACAGCCAACCACUUCAACCCGCCCUCUCAAACAUGGUGCGACACCGAAAUCGUCGUCCGUCUCCAACACCAACGCACCCUACCCUUCAACUGGACAGCGACGAAAAAUUGGGUGAGCAUCCACAACUCACACCCCGCCAUGGGCAUCCAACGCACCUACCGACACUUCAUCCCACGGAACCGCAUCAUUAAAGCCAUCGAAACCACCAUGCAGCGCGGCCAGAUGACGCGCGCCCAGGUUCUCGCAUUCCUAGUCGAAGUGACCACGCAGCUCGGGAUCGAGCAACCCGACGCCGCCCUCCUCCAUCUGCCCUGGGACGCGAACGUCGUCAACUACGACACGUGGCUGACCUGGGCGGUGGAAUCGAUCGCGGACUGGAAGAUGAAUAUCUUCCUUGGCUACGGAACAGGGGAUAAGAGUGGACGGGAUCUCGAUCUUCCUUGUACGGUGCGUGCGGAUAGGCACGGGGCGGAGUGCGCCGCGCUGCAGCUGAACAAUUGUCUCGAGGCCGCUGUGAGACUGCUUUGCGCUUUUCCGACUCUGAGUGUGUGGUUCUGGGAUCACUUGUGUCCGCAUUUUCAGAAGGAGGAGACCUGCGCGUAUUACAAUGACGGGGUGUGGGCCCCGGUGACGGCGCAGCUUCAGCCGUGGGAUUGGCGGGUUAUGGCUGAUGUGCAGUUGCAGGGGGGGAUUCUGUCGACUACGAGGAGGGGAGUUGGGUUUCAGGCGCCGUUGCCUUUGUUGCUUCGGGGCGAGGAAGAGUAUGAGGAGGAGGAUGAUUCGGACUAUGAACCGGGGGAGGAGGAGGAGGAUGAUUCGGACUAUGAGCUGGAGGAGGACGAGGGAAUGGAGGAGGAGGUCUAA
This is a messenger RNA of Aspergillus heteromorphus CBS 117.55, 1015 nucleotides long. RefSeq lists its product as uncharacterized. NCBI's taxonomy places the organism in Eukaryota, Fungi, Ascomycota, Eurotiomycetes, Eurotiales, Aspergillaceae. The record is from RefSeq and is a predicted model, not a curated record. The transcript has a single exon. The coding region runs from base 137 to 1015 and encodes 292 amino acids.